This is a messenger RNA of Neocloeon triangulifer, 1400 nucleotides long. RefSeq lists its product as uncharacterized. The transcript has 5 exons. NCBI's taxonomy places the organism in Eukaryota, Metazoa, Arthropoda, Insecta, Ephemeroptera, Baetidae. The record is from RefSeq and is a predicted model, not a curated record. Bases 133 to 1191 code for a protein of 352 amino acids.
CUCGGAAUAAGAAGUGACUCGGUCUGCGGUUCAGUCGGUCUCAGGUUGGGGAUCGAGGCACUUCCUUCGUAGAGCAACUCCUCAGCGGUGCCCACACAAGCUAUCAAAAUUUUCAAGACUCGAGGAAAUGUGAUGGGCGCAGCCAAGGCCCCCCGAGCCCUUGCCAUGUCCCCGUCAGCACUCUGCCUGAUCUUCUUCUGCCUGCUGACCCAGGUCAGAGGCCACGGAAGACUGAUCGAGCCACCUUCGCGUGCUUCCAUGUGGAGGUACGGAUUCUCGGAUUCCCCAACCAAUUACAACGACCAUGAACUCUACUGUGGAGGAUUUACUAAGCAGUGGGCUACGAAUGGAGGCAAGUGCGGCAUUUGUGGAGAUGCGUGGGACAUGCCCACUCCGCGUCCCCACGAGCAAGGAGGAAUAUACGGCCAGGGGGUGAUUGUGCGCCGUUACAACCCUGGCUCCAACAUCACGGUCAGGGUCGAACUGACGGCCAACCAUCAGGGCUUCUUUGAGUUCAGACUCUGUCCUAAGAACCAACCUUCAAAAACCGAAGUCACGCAGGAUUGUCUAGACAAGUAUGUGCUGAACCAGGUGGGAAACAAGGGACCCCGAUUCUUCCCCGGCUCUCUGGGAAACAGAGUAAUUGAGAUGAGAUACAUGCUUCCACAAGGAGUAGAGUGCCCUCAGUGUGUCUUCCAGUGGCGUUACAUUGCUGGCAACAAUUGGGGCAUUUGUGAAAACGGGACGGAAGCAGUGGGCUGUGGCAACCAGGAGGAAUUCCGCUCUUGCGCCGACGUAGCCAUUGGCGGCCGUCUGAUCGUGUCGACCACUACGGCCAGACCCACAAGAAGACCAACCACGUCGAGCACCUCGGAAGGAACGGUGCUGAAGCCAGAGGAGGGUGGCGUGGAGGCGGGCGACUCCGAGGAGGGAGGCGCCACUUGGUGGAUGACAUUUCUUAUUGUGCUGGGCUCACUCGUUUGCGUCGUUUCUGCUUUCGGUCUUAUUUACUGGUACUAUUACCACGCUCGAGAUAGCCUCAAGCACCUGCUGAAGGGGCGGCAGGCGGACUCGACUACCACCGACAGCAGCACCCUGUCGCGCCAUGUGCCACCCCCGCCGCCCACGCAUCCACCCCCAGUGCCUCCCAGGAGGAACAAGAAGCCUUACAACGAGAGCGGACUCGUUUGACUGUGACAGAGACUGAAUGAGAUUUGGUUUUCAAGAUCUUUUCCUCCUGACGAUCAUUUCCAAAAUUUUUCAAUUGCGAGAGGAAUGAAUGAAUUUAUAAGAAGUGUGUUUUGUAGAGAAAAUGUUAGGAUUAUUAUUAUAUAGAAAACAAAUUGUAAUUAAUAGUGAAUAAAAAAUUUAAGUUAUUUCUCAACAUUGUAAAAUGUGAU